Pecten maximus is the source of this 3104-nucleotide messenger RNA. RefSeq lists its product as uncharacterized. The transcript is spliced from 2 exons. Lineage: Eukaryota; Metazoa; Mollusca; Bivalvia; Pectinida; Pectinidae. The record is from RefSeq and is a predicted model, not a curated record. Bases 258 to 1298 code for a protein of 346 amino acids.
UAUGCGUGGCUUAAAGCUGCCGUGUAGUAGUAUUGUUAUGUCAGCCGUUCAUAGUUCUACCUGUCACCGCCCAAUUUCGUCCCCGGGACACUCGCCAGUGGUCAACAUAUGACCUGGGCUGGGCAGAGCAGUAGGAACAUACAGGUGUUUAUUUUAGCACGCCACGUGUACGGAAGUCGACCAGAAGAUAUGGAGAAGUCGACUGAAAGGGAAACAACAUGAGAUAGACAACCGACGCGGAGUAUAGCGGGCAUGCGAUGGUCGACCUACACCUCGGUCGACUUCGAUGUAGAACUGUGAUCUAUGUCAUAGUCGUCCUCACCUUAAUCGCGACCGUUUUUAUCACUCGUUUAUCUCCGAGGAGGAAAUUUAAAUUUAAACAAAAGGAACGUCAAAGCAAGAAGGAGAGGGAUUUUAUUGACGUUACCAGAAUAGAACACAAAGUGCAGAGCCAAUUCCUGGAGCCCAAGGAUGGGGUCACAAUCCAGAACCUUUACACAUCGACAUCACACAGACGAAGAAAGAGUCGAUGUAAAGUUUUCCGGGGUUCUACUAAAGACCCGAAACACUGUGUGCCUUUAAAAACGAUUAACGGGGAAACCCCUAUCUGUAUCUUUGAUCCAGUCGAGGACCGCAUGAUAUCCUCCUACAUCCGGGAUUUCGGUACAUGGGAGCCAGAUUUGGUAAACAUGACCGUUGACAUCCUCCAGGCCAACCCUGGGAUGCAGUUCCUCGAUCUCGGGUGUAAUCUGGGGGCAUUCACUAUCUCUGUGGCUAAGCUUGGCCGGAGAGUUGUAGCCGUCGACAUUCUUUCUCGGGCGUUGGGAAAUCUGCAGCAUUCUUUAACUCUUGGAAACCUGACCGAAAAUGUGACGCUUAUUUUGAACGCAAUAUCAAACGGGCGGGAAAAGGUCAAGGUAAAUGUUGUGCCUUACAAUAUUGGAGGUAGUCAUGUCCGACAUCACGUCGAGGAAGGCCUUAAUGAGGAACUAGUACAUAGUAUUACCAUGGACGACCUCUUAGAGGUAAUCGACUCAGGGGAAGUUUUUAUCAAGAUGGACAUUGAAGGUCAUGAACAGAAAGCGUUAGAGAAAAGUAAAGAGUUUUUCAGUAAGGUGAAUGUUAAGUUUCUUUUGAUGGAAUGGAUGUUACACAAAGGCAAACCAAGCGGUGACAAAAUCAUCAAGUUUUUAGUGACGAACGGUCUACUUCCAUAUCUAGAUUACAACUUACGUGAAGUGCUGCCACUUGGACGAGCUUCCUUCUGGCCAGACAACGUACUGUGGGCCAAGAGGUAGCACUUUGAAAGGAAAUAACGAGAAUGUUACAUAGCAGCGAUAAUAUAUACGUCUAAGGCAUAGUGUGCAAUCAGUUACAUGUACAUCUGUCAUGAAGGAAUCUAGUCAAGUUCCAGUACUUUUAUGACAUCAGUACAUGACAGAGAAAACAAAAAAUGGUGCAUUCCUAUUAUACUAUUAUAUAUUACUAUUUUAUACGUACAUUGUGAUAGGUAUCACUGUUCAAGUGUCGACCAAGAUUAUAUAUGUUGUGUUAAUUUAGUCGAUAAGUCAUCAUUGUCAUUAGAUCGGAUGGAUAGUAAUCUACAUAUAAGGUAUUUAGACACAAGGCUAAAUUUCUAAACCAUCUGUCAUCUCCAUCAUACUUUGAACAAAAUCAUUACAUAAUAACAGAAAUGCCCCUCCUCUCACCCCCACCCCGUUUUCUGUAUAUGGUGGUGAUCAUGAUACAAAUAUUGUGUGAGACGUGCGAGACAAGCGAUCGUGAUACAAAUAUUGUGUGAGACGUGUGAGACAAGCGAUCAUGAUACAAAUAUUGUGUGAGACGUGUGAGACAAGCGAUCAUGAUACAAAUAUUGUGUGAGACGUGUGAGACAAGCGAUCAUGAUACAAAUAUUGUGUGAGACGUGUGAGACAAGCGAUCAUGAUACAAAUAUUGUGUGAGACGUGUGAGACAAGCGAUCAUUAUGCAAAUAUUGUGUGAGACGUGUGAGACAAGCAAUCAUGAUACAAAUAUUGUGUGAGACGUGUGAGACAAGCGAUCAUGAUACAAAUAUUGUGUGAGACGUGUGAGACAAGCGAUCAUGAUACAAAUAUUGUGUGAGACGUGUGAGACAAGCGAUCAUUAUGCAAAUAUUGUGUGAGACGUGUGAGACAAGCAAUCAUGAUACAAAUAUUGUGUGAGACGUGUGAGACAAGCGAUCAUGAUACAAAUAUUGUGUGAGACGUGUGAGACAAGCGAUCAUGAUACAAAUAUUGUGUGAGACGUGUGAGACAAGCGAUCAUUAUGCAAAUAUUGUGUGAGACGUGUGAGACAAGCAAUCAUGAUAUAAAUAUUGUGUGAGACGUGUGAGACAAGCGAUCAUGAUACAAAUAUUGUGUGAGACGUGUGAGACAAGCGAUCAUGAUACAAACAUUGUGUGAGACGUCAUUCAUCACGGACGUAUUGAAGAUGUUCCCUCGUACUCUGUCCCAUCCUUGCAGGGACUUUCGCUCCUUGCACCCCUGGAAUAUGUCAUUGCUAAAUCGAAGGCUCGCUAUUGAGCUUUUCUAGUACGGCCUCCACUUCUUGGUCGCCGUCUUCCAUUGUGUUAUCACAACAUGUUAUUUAUGUUGUUGGCGUUUCUCAUUCUCAAUAUCCUUCACAUUUUCCUGAUUUGAACCCGCUGUAUUUACCCGUUCUACAAUUUGUACAAAGACAUACAUGCCAAAGCGAUAUGACGCAUACAAUUAUAACAGGAAAAGGAGUAAGCCUUGACUCAUACACGACACAGUCCCCGUUCUGUUGUCUUGCAGGCGGUUUGCCACGGACUGAGUUGUUCUUACGAAACAUGUGCUGUGUAAUAUUUGUUCUAAUUGUGAUGAAGAUCAUAGAAUGACUGAUUUUGUGGACAUAACAUAGCAAGUAAUUCUUAUAUACAUAUCAAAGAUAAUUCUGUAUGAUAGCCAGAGAAGCAGUGCAUAUUUGCGGACACAAAUUGUUGUUAUAAGUAUUUAAUAUAUUCAACUAUAACAAGUUCUAAGCAUUAUCGUCAACUACAUGUGGAUUUAUUUAACUAGUUAUAAUUAAAGAUUUUUACAUUUUUA